AUGGCCUCCACCCCUGGCAGCUUCUGGCAGUUUCAAAGGGUGGUCAAACACAUCACAGGGCGGAGCGCCUUCUUCUCAAAUUAUGGAUACGGCUGCUACUGCGGGCUUGGGGGCAUAGGGACCCCCACGGAUGACACUGACAGGUGCUGCUUGGCCCACGACUGCUGCUGCGAGAAACUGAAGCAGCUCAGCUGCCAGCCCGUGUUGAACGGCUACCAGUUCCGCGUGGCCAACUGGACCGUGAUCUUUGAAUGCACCCUUGGUCCUGGUGCCGGCUGCCUCUGUGGGCUAAGGACCUGCGAGUGUGACACACAAUCUGCUUCAAAGAGAACCUGCCCAAACUCCAAGCAGUUCCUCUCCAGCUGGCCCUGCUGCGGCAGGAGGGCAGGAGCCCACCUGGAUCAGGGUCGUCAGGCCAGCUGUCUGGCUGAGGACCUCAGACCUCCUCUGCAAUCUCUCAUCCACCAGCAGCUGGUCAGCAGGGUGCCUGGCGUCUGA
Messenger RNA from Mesoplodon densirostris (Blainville's beaked whale), 498 nucleotides. It is a transcript of the gene PLA2G2C, whose product is annotated as phospholipase A2 group IIC. Gene Ontology annotation, molecular function: phospholipid binding; signaling receptor binding; calcium ion binding. The record is from RefSeq and is a predicted model, not a curated record. Lineage: Eukaryota; Metazoa; Chordata; Mammalia; Artiodactyla; Ziphiidae. The coding region runs from base 1 to 498 and encodes 165 amino acids. Gene Ontology annotation, biological process: fatty acid biosynthetic process; phospholipid metabolic process; arachidonate secretion. The transcript has 5 exons.